AGGAUAGAAGAUAGGAGAGAACGGUGAAUGAGGACUUCCGUGCGGAGAGGCAUCUGUGACCGUUUCUCCUCGUCUGUAAGUCGGCGGGCUCCAGUAUCGCAGCUGAUGACUGUCCCUCAGGUGGCUGGACUGCAGGGCUGAGCGGGACAUUUUUUUUUUCGCUGAGGGGGGUGCCCCGGCUUGUAUGUUGGUCACUUGCAGUUGCACUCGCUCACAAGGACCAUGUGGUUCUCUCCAAGGAGAAGUCGUCUCCCCUCGCAGAACUGGCACAGUGCCCACGGUUGCACCAAUGUGUCCUUGUGGGUGUUGAGCUUUUGUUGGUGUUUUGUGGCUGUGAGAGGUCAGAACUACCACCCAACUGUAAACACGCAGUAUGGGAAACUCAGAGGGGUAAGGGUGCCCCUGCCCAGUGAGAUUCUGGGGCCCGUGGACCAGUAUCUGGGGGUCCCAUACGCCGCGUCCCCAGUGGGAGAAAAGCGCUUCAUGCCCCCGGAGCCCCCUUCCUCCUGGUCAGGGAUCAAGAACGCCACUCACUUUGCUCCAGUCUGCCCACAAAAUAUUCACAACGCUGUGCCAGAGAUCAUGAUGCCUGUAUGGUUCACCUUCAACCUUGAUAUAGUCACGACUUACAUACAGGAUCAACAUGAAGAUUGUCUUUAUCUCAACAUCUAUGUUCCAACUGAGGAUGUCAAAAGAAUAUCCAAGGAAUGUGCCAGGAAACCCAACAAGAAAAUGUGUAGAAAAGGAGGUAUGUAAAAAAAAAAAGAAAGCCAACACGGAACGAAAGAAAGGAAUUGAAAGAGUGAAAAGGGGAGGAGUGAUGGGUGCAUC
Molecule: messenger RNA, 831 nt
Organism: Notothenia coriiceps (black rockcod)
Lineage: Eukaryota; Metazoa; Chordata; Actinopteri; Perciformes; Nototheniidae
Product: neuroligin-3-like
Exons: 2
Coding region: 223-756 (177 amino acids)
Source: RefSeq, a predicted model, not a curated record